UUUAGCGUCGUUACCAUGGUAACGUUCAUUUGUUGUUGGGUGAAGGUUAGCUAACAGAAAUAGCCUUGUGCUACGUUAGUUGGUUAAAAUUGCCGUUGUGGCAGCAGAAAUGGACUUACCGGCCUCAUAUUAUGGAAAACUUGAUAAAAGAAACCCGGUUAUUUCAGCAUUUGAACGAGACAUUAACUCGUUUUUAACACUGAUGAGACGAGUUGCUUCUUCGACUAGCCAGGAUAACAGCUCUUAUGCUAAAGGGAUUAAAAUCCUGGUGGAAAUAUGGAAAAAAUACAAACAUCGACUGCCUUCGAAGAUGUACCAGGAGCGCAUGUUGCAGAUUGCAGAUUUUCUCUUUGGGAUAAAGUUGUACCAGCUAGCUCUCUGGCAGGGCUAUAGUCUCCACCUGCAGGAGUUCAGCUCAACAAAAAUAACUGACAUCACAGACGUUGACCACUUGAUGGCCUGCUUCUUCCCUGAAGGUUUUGAUACAGACCAAGAUUCAUUUGCCAUGAAGAUUCGUGCAAUGCAGGGAUGUGCCCUGUGCAUAUUUGAGCAGGAGAAAAGGCACAGCAUCCUAAGCCAGAAAGGAGUGUGUAAACUGCUUAAUGUGCUGAACUUCAUCAAGAUCAUGAUGCAGGCUUUUCAGCAACAUGAGCACCUCUGCUGGCAAAUAUAUAAUGGUUCAUUACACAUCUACACUAUCUGUCGUUACCUGAUGACCAUGAAUUGUAGUGCACAGGCACUGGAGUACCUUUUGUGGGCAAGCAUCAGUUUAGAGCUCUCCAUCCCUCUGAUGACUGCAAAGUAUUUGCCAUGGAUUGUCACAAUGUACUGUGCUGUCUGCCACUGUUACUAUGACAGCCAGGCUGCGGUGCAGGCAGAGGAAUUUGCCAGGAGAGCCCUUGGAAAAAUCAAUGAGCUUGCAAAGAUGGAGGAGCAGAGUGAUGUUCCUGCCACCAGAGAGAAUCAGAGAGCUUACAAAGAAGCUUCUAUCAAGUUGGCUGCCAUGAUAUUUAAACGAGCGGUGUUUGAGUCCCGCAGGAGACCCAAACCCUUGUUCAGAGCCAAAACCAAAAGCACCCUGACGGACAUACCGAAUGCACCAUGGCCUCGUACUACAACAGAGCGCACACUAAUGGGCCUGUUUGACAGCAGUGCGGCACAGUUCUUGGGCAUCUUAGAAGCCCUUUGGGACAGUAACAGACGCCCACUACAGACGAGGAUGCCAGAUGAACCAGAGCUGCAGGAAGUGAUCCUGGAACUUCUUUCUGCUGGCAUCAGUAUUUUAUCUGGACACACGAGUGAGUCUCUUAGUGCAUUGACACCAACAUCCACUCUGAUGGAUUUAGCCAUUGCAGAGGAAAACAAAGUACCCAUCAUGUCUGCGAUGAGGUUUGUAAAGCUGUUGUUUCAGUACAAGCAGCCAGAUGUCUUUGCUGAACUUGCCAAAGAGAUUCUGCAGGUUUUGCCUGGUGUGGAAGGUCAAUCAUUCAGGAGGGCAGAGGUGGAGCUUGCUUUGUUUGUCAGUUUUAACAGCCUGCAGUCUUCACAGAGGAGCCGUGCUAGAGAAGACAACAUGAUUGAAGGCAAACAUAAGUGUUCACUCUCAAUGAGUGAUGAGUUCAUCGGCCUGGUAGACACCUUACACAAGUCCAUUUGCAGCUCUGUUCCUGAUCUGCAACCAGACGUGGACCUGGUUUUGGAUGUUGUGCUAUUUCUAUGGGGUAAAAUAAAGGUGGCCAUGCAGUGGGAUCAGCUGCAAACUCUGGAGUUUACACAUUACCUUGAGAAGGUAGAUAAUUGCAGCAAGUGGCUGUGGUGUCUGUAUAUGCUGUGUGAGGUGGCCUUUGCUUGUGACCUUGCAACUGUUGACUGCAUAAUGACAGCAGAGAUGGUCCACACGUUGGCCAUGCUGCUAGAGGGUGCAGCUGAACACUGUCAUCAGACACAAUAUCCAGCAGACAGUGAUGAUGUGAAGCCAAUCUCUUUCUCUCUUCUCGAGAGUUCAUGUACAGAGCUGCUGCAGAAGUUGUGUGAGGUGGUGGAGCGGGCUCUUGAAGCUCUGGCGAAGGGUGUAGCCACACUGCUGCCCCAAGAUUGCUCAGCAGUCACUGACACUGCCUUCAUGCAGAAAUUUAAUCCUCCCCCUCUCCCAACACCCUCUGUAUCUUCUCUGACAUCACUGGGAGAGGAAAAUGAAGAAGAUGAAUUGAGUAAGAAGGCAAAAGAAGAAGUGCACACUAAGGCAGAAUCAGACAUCAAAGGCUCUCAACACACUCAGUCCACACGUGUAUACCUGCUUGCAAUAGACCUUUAUGUUGAACUCGACAUCAUCCACCACAGGGCUUCCCUCAAGUUACUGCAGCUAAAUGAAGUCACAGAGUCUGAGCUCUUGGAUCGAAUAAAGAAGAACAAGGUGUCCAAAGCUCUUUUCCUGAUGCAGAAAGCCUUGCUGGGGUUCAACAGCACGGAGCCAAAUAACAGCAACAAUCAAACCAAAAGUCUUCUGGAGGAGGCAUCCACUCUGAUACAGAGAGCAGGAGUGGAGGAGAGAAAACUGCAUUUCUCCAUGUGUAAGACUCCUGCUGAAAGUAAAGACAAAGGGAUGGGGGAGGAAGAAGAAAACCCUCCACCCGCACCUAUCUUACUCUCACGCACUGCACACUCAUUUACCUUUGCCCCAGCACCUUAUAACUUGGAGGGACAGGUGUGUUGGUACCAACUCUGCGGCCGUGCAGCUGAGCACAUUAACUGGAAAGUUCGCCUUGGAGACUGCAGCCUGCCAGGAACUGGAAAUAUGGUACCAGCAGUAUCUGAUGAGUGUGUGUUGAGGGUGGAAGGGCUGGAACCCAAUCAAAAGUAUGUGUUCGCACUAGCAGCCUACAACAGCCAGGGAAAGCUAUUGGGCAACACCAUUGGAGGGACAACAUUCCCACUGCUGGCAUCAAUGCCUGUACCCCUGCUCUCCACGUGGGCUCACUUGGCACAGGUGGCAUUUCAAACAAAGCAGUAUGCCAUAGCAAAGAAAGCCUGCAAAGAACUGCGGAGCCACUAUACCUACCCUGGCCCUAUGUCUCACAGUACACAGGAGAGACUUGCUAACAUAGGGCUACGUGUCCAGACCCUGCAGCACUCCUCACCUCUCCUGUGUCAGUUGUUCCUCACUUCCAUCUUCAUUGAGACAGAAAUUAACAUUCAGCAGGGAUCACUCUAUUGUGACUCAUUCAGUGACAGUGGGCCGUUUAUCUGGGAACAGGAAGCUAGACUGGCAGAGUGUGAGCGUAUGCUGAUGGGCAUGGACCUGGCGAUGUGGUUAAAUGAUGGUUGUGCUGCAGUGCAAGCUGUAGUGAAAUGUUACGGUCUCUUGGCACCUGUGAUUUUCCAUCAGAUCACUUGUGACCCUGUGGUACAGGUGCUGAAAAAGUGCUUGAUAGUGUUGGAGGAGAAUUCAUGUCUACUGAAGCAAAAAUGGACUGGAAACACCUCAGAGUCGUUAAUGCACAUGAUAGCCUGCAUCAGCUACUACCUGUCAAAGGCAUUACGCGUGCUCAGGGAGCAUCAGAUGGCUCCUGUGGUGAUGGACCGUGGUCGCAGGCUGCUUCAAGAGGUCUAUGAUGCCCAGCUGGAGAUAAGCAGACUUUCCAGUCAGGCUUCUAAGGCAGAUCACACUGCAGUCAAGGGUGAAAUGAAAAGUCUUCAGCUGCAGGCACUGCAUUUAAAGACCAGGAAAAGAAUCACAUCUGAAACGGUUCCCACACCAGACAAUGAAAUUUCACAGCCACUUACUGCCUGCGAAGAUCCAACCAUUUUGUAUGAUCUGAUCUCCAACAGCAUAUUAAAGGAUGCCUAUCAACAAGUGAUGAAGCUCAGACACAAGGCAUAUUUUGCUGAAUUUGCGGCACUGCUUCUCCAGAGAACCAUGGAAGACGGCCACCCAGACCUGGUGUUAAAGUGGGGGCAAAGCAUAUUUGAAUUUCUUACCAGGCGUGAUGGGGGGGUGGGACUGUCCACAAAACGUUUGGAGGGAAACAGUCAGACUCUGAAAGGAAAUGAACCACCACAGCAGAACAAGAACUAUGAUACAAGAAAAAAACUAAAGCACAGCAUGCCUCAGAGAGUGAGAACUAACAGAGAGAUGCAAGCUGUGGAGAACCUGCUAACCACAAUGACGUUUGUGGUACAACGGCGAAAGAAGCUGCUUCAGCUGAGAAACAUGUGCUGUGAGGAGAGAAUAUGGAAGUCUCACCUCAACUACAGCAUGGCUCAAGCCCAUUUAGCACUGCUUUACCAGUGCUUGGACCAGCUGCUUGGAGGAGCCCUGCAGCACAGAUACAGCCAGUUAAAUCCCUUAUGUUUCUCUCUGGCCUUCUCUGGCUUCCUGUUGUGGAGGAGCUCACAGCAACAGCAGUCAUCUAAAUAUGCAGUCACCUCAGAGACAGAAUCCUCUCAUUCCCAUCUAAGGGAUUAUCAGGCUGCACACAAAGACAGGAACAAAAAGGAGGUGGUCAGAGUUGAUGACUCUGUUACAGAGGAGAGCUGUGAGGAGGGAGAGGACCCUUCUCAAAGUGUGGAAGAGCAGAAUGAGGUGCACAGACGCACUUCUGUCUUAUUGCUGGAGUCACUUAACAAAGCUGCUUUACAUCUCCGAAGGGCCAUGGUGUUGGCCCAUCGUGGCAGCCACUGGACCAUUCUGCAGUAUGUGUGUCAGACUGUGUGGGACCACAGCUGCAGAAUCGCUGUCCUUAUCCAGAGUACUGCUCAACUUGAACCUCCCUGUCCCAUCACAGCAGACCAGCUGCACAGCACCUUCACCUCACUACUGGUGCUGGCUACUGACCUAAUCAUGGACAUGCUGAACAAACUAGGGGUGUGGAGCCUGUAUGAAAGUGACUUUACUGAGGAGGAGCUAGAGUCCAGUCUCCACUUUUCAGCCCGACUGGAUGACAACACCCAUGUGGACCUGCACUGGGUCCGCACCUUGAUGUUUCACACUCUGGAGUACCUCCAUGACAGUGGCAGAUGGGAAAGCUUGGCCCACUUUGCCUUAGUUUUCAACUCAUACACACGGGAACGUUAUGCCUUGAUCAUAACUCCUCUACUAGUCCAUGCGCAGAGGAGGUUGCUUGAAAGGAUAAGUUCUUUUGGAGGACCUGCAGUUCCACAACCACACCAUGUCAAGACGCAGAAGGCCACUGGCAACAAGGUGACUUACAGGAGCUAUGCAGGCUCCCAGCUGCUCAGUGGGUGGACCCCUCAAUCUGCACAGCUGCUGCCCACUUGUAAAAAAGCAGCACUAGGAAACUCCACUCCUAGAGAGAGAGUUGAUCUUAAAGGUGCAGAGAUACAACACUCCAUGUCUCUUGUGUGCGUUCCUCUGGAUGUGGAAGACACACUGAGCUGUUACCGUCAAGCUCUUGAGAGAAGACCACAUUGUCUACAGCUCUUCCAGCAUAGCCGUUCAUUACUGCUGCUGCUUCUGGCAUACACACAGCCCUGCUUUGUGGCACAGUUUCAGCGCUGUCAGAGCAGAAGUCUCAACCGUUCUGCAAGCCUGGUUGAUUUCAGUCCCAUUAUUAGGCUGACUCCAAACAUCCAUCCUUGUGACAUGACAGAGGAGGACUACAGUACCCCAAGUGCUCUCUACAACCUCCCCAUCAGCCCUGACCAUAAGCAGACCGUCAUUGCUGCAUAUUCCACCUCUAUUAAAUAUCUCCACGCCAAUGGUUAUGACUCCCUCAGAGUUCUGGCGCUGCAUGAAAUGGGAAACCUGCAGUUUUACAAUGGAAACACACGGGGAGCACAUUCAUACUGGAGUAAAGCUGUAGAUUGUGCCUUACAAUGCUCAGGGACGGUAGAGAAAUGGGAUGGUAUGUCCUUUGGGGGUGGCUCACUGCAACAGACCCUGAAACAAGCUGGCAUUUGGGGAUGUCUGCAUGCUGCUGGGCUCACUGCUAAGAUUGCACAGUAUAUCUUAACUUCUGAUAUCAGCCAACGGACCAAGUGCUGUCUCCUGUCUGCUCACCUCUUUAAGUGUGUGCUGUGUUGCUCCCUGGCUCAUCCCCAGGCCGACCUGGAGUAUGCUGAUCACAACAUCGGAGAAGAACUGCUCCCUGGGGUUAACCUUUUCUCUGAGCCGCACAGGGUUCACCUCGGCACAACUGUAACCAGCCUUAAUUUCAUCUGCCAUUGGCUUUUUUCCACAGGCUACUACAUCACGCUACUGCCCAUACUAACCCUUUACCUACAUUUUGUGGGGAAUGUGUGCAGAGAUGUGCAGCGCACUGUUGAGGGCAAAAUACUUAAGAUACGUGCCCUUACUGAAAUGUGUCUGUUCACUGAAGCUGUAAAGGAAUCAGUUCAGCUCACCCAAGGAACAGGGGUCCUUUUGCCUUAUGGACACUACAUUGCCAAAGACAGCCUAAAACCUGUGAAGAUAUUCUUCAGCAACAAGUCUCUCCUGGACAAUGCUGAGGCUGUGGAAGAACUUGUGAACUGUGACUUUGCUCCAGAGGUUCGCAUGCUGUAUGGAUCCACGUUGUGCCUCCGAUUCAACCUUGCUCGUAUUCAACUAGUCUUGGCACUCAGUAACACCGUGGACAGCCCUCCUGCACCAGAUUCUGUUGAAGGUGAGAUGGAAGCUGGCAUAACAAGUUAUUCGGUGAACUUAAAACAUCAUGAACAAAACAAACUGGACACUGAGGGCUCCUGUCUAGAAGAGCCAAAAGUGCUGACUCUUGAUGCAGAGAAGGAGAAGCUUACUCCAGAAAGGUUGAAGUUUCUUUUGCUAGAAGGAGCUUCCUCCUUGUUGCACUCCACUUCACAGCAACUCACAAAUCAGUCGUGUGAGGAAAUAGAGAACCUGGAACUGACAAUAGAGUUCAAUCUACUGAAGGCCAAAAUGUACUUGCAGCAAGGAAAUGUUGCACUUAGUUCUGAGAUGGCAGUUUCUUCCUUGGUGCUACUGCAGACAUCUCCUUUAAUCAUGAGACAAUCCAUACCCGACUCUCAGAAACAUGCAUCUGAUUCCAUGCUCCCAAAUGCCAGGACUGGAUUUCAACAGAGUACUAAAAGUUGCAACCUGUCAGACUUCCUGUAUGCAGACUGCUCCAGAGCAGUUGAGGCCAGUGAACGAAUUGGAAUUUCUUUGUGGAUGCGUUGCUGCCUGACUCUGGUCCAUAGUCUGGCUGCUCACAUCCCUGGAUCUGUUCCCCUUUUCCCAGGUAAGAACAUUGUAGAAGAGGCAGCUCGGUUGUUACAAGAAGGUCUUGAUGAAUGUGCUCUGCGGGGAGACCUCGACAUUCAAGCCCUGUUAAUGGUUGAAAGAGCAGAAUUAGAAGCACAAAGAGGCAAAACUGAUGACAGCAUUGCAAUGCUACAGGAAGCUGUGAGUCUGCUGUCAGGAUGGACAUGCAUGCCACCACGGUCUAGUCUGACUCUGGCUCGGGCCACUUUGUUACUCAGUGACCUGCGAGGAGUGCAAAACAUUAAUCUUCUAAAACUGACACAAAAGCUCCUUGAAAAGCAGCUGCAUGUCUUUGGUCAGAGAGUGGUACUGGAUGAUGGAAAAAUAAGUUUCUCUCCUCCAGGACCCAGCAAUAUUUACCUCCCUUACCUCAACAUACUCCACCAGGUCACUUUACGAACUGGUAAAUAAAAAAACUGUUUGCCAUCUUGUGGGAACAAGACAAAGAGUGUACAGCCACAGUCACUAACAGUCACAUCCUGGAUCACAGUGUCGUGGAAAUGCCAGCCUCAGUCCAGGCAUCACAGUCCCCUUCCUGA
Molecule: messenger RNA, 7779 nt
Organism: Scatophagus argus
Lineage: Eukaryota; Metazoa; Chordata; Actinopteri; Scatophagidae
Product: cilia- and flagella-associated protein 54-like
Exons: 57
Coding region: 110-7651 (2513 amino acids)
Biological process (GO): cilium assembly
Molecular function (GO): protein binding
Source: RefSeq, a predicted model, not a curated record